AAUUAAAAAAAAUUAGUUAGUGUAGAGAGAGAAAAAGGUAGUAAGAAGAAAUUGUUUGAUGGGUAAAGUAACAAAAACAACAAGAGAAACAGUAGCCAUAGCCAUGGAGAUGAAGGGAAAGAAGAAGAAAGGAAGACCAUCUUUGGCAGAUCUCAGAAAAAGGGAAAUCAUUAGUAAUAACGAGCCUUCUGUUGGUCGUCAUUCUUCUCGGCGGAGCUCUAAUUUUGAGUCAGAAAAAGAAGACGAAGAUGAGGAUGAGAGGAAACAAAAGAAAGUCAAGCUCUUUGUUCGUUUACCGAAUCAGAAUCAGAACCAACAUUUGGAGAAUUCAUCUUCUGCUGCCGAAUCAGAAUCUGAAUUAGGCGAUAAUCACCAGGCGUCGGUUCAAACAAUGAAAAUCAGCUCCGGCGACGGUGUUUCUGAGCAGGAAGAAAGACCUUUGACAGUGACAGACGCUCAGCAUGAAUCCCCAUUGGUGUCUGGACCCACAACACCUUUGCCAGACAAAAAAAUAUUGGUGUUCAUUCUUGACAGACUUCAAAAGAAGGACACUUAUGGUGUAUUCUCUGAUCCCGUUGAUUCGAAUGAGCUACCUGAUUAUCAUGAGAUUAUAAAGCAUCCGAUGGAUUUUGGAACCUUAAGAAAGAAACUUGAUGGAGGGCUCUACUCAAACCUGGAAGAGUUGGAGGCUGAUGUUUUCUUGAUAUGUUCAAAUGCAAUGCAGUAUAAUGCCGCAGACACAGUUUACUAUCGACAGGCACGAUCCAUUCAAGAUCUGGUGAGAAGAGAUUUUGAAAACUUGAGGCAUGAAGGAGAGGAUGGUGCGCCACAACCUAAGGUAGUUCGUAGAGGCCGUCCUCCAAGCAAAAACCUCAAAAAGUCUGUUGAAAAUUCACCAAUAGACCGUGUUGUCCCUGAGCAUUCUUCAGGUGCUACUCUUGCUAGUGGAGAUGACAAAGCUAUUGGAUCUAAUUCAUAUAAUCUAAGAAGGGGACCUAUGCUUUCUACUACUGAUGCAUCUUUUGCCAAUCACUCGCGUAAUGGUGAAAACUACUUUGAUUGGUCAACUGAUUGGAAUAAUGAGUUUCCAGCUAAUAUCUUAAAGGCUGACAUGAAGUAUGGAAAGAAACAUUUUUCUAUUAAUGAGAACAGGCGUGACACAUACCAACAGUUCCAUCCUUCAGCUUCUUAUAAGGAGUCAUCUGUCCUGUGGAAUACUGAUCGUGAUAUGAAGCAGUUAAUGACUGUAGGUGUCCACGUGGAGCAGCAUGCUUAUGCAAGAAGCCUUGCCAGAUUUGCUGCAAAUCUUGGGCCUGUUGUUUGGAAAGUGGCUUCUAAAAAGUUAGAAAAUAUUUUGCCUCCCGGAGUAAAGUUUGGUCCUGGAUGGGUGGGAGAAGAUGGAGGGCCAAUAGAGCCGUCCGCUUGUCCAACAGAGAUCCAAAAGUUACUAGAUAAUUCGAUAGCUGAUCCCCAUUCUAGUAGACCUGUAACACCAACACCUCUUGGAUCAAGUUCUGCUGUAAUGUGCAAGCCUUCUGCUGAAAUCUUUCAAGCUUUCAAGAGAUUGAAUAGUCAAAACGAGCUUACCAGACAGGAUUCUGGAGAUGGGGGUUUUUCAUGGGUGAAUCCGGCAUCUACCCCAGCUCCACAGAAAGCUUUCCUUCAACCAAGAAACGAUUUCAAUGGCAUGUUUAGGCAUGAGUCGUCACUCCAGGUGGAGAUGUCAAGGUUUUCUGCAUCUAAAGGACAGUCAGGCCUACAAGAGGCAUCUAGGCCUAAUCAGGAGAUGCUUCGUGGAAGAGAGAAUCCAUUUCAUCCUGCACUUUCAAACAAUGUUGCUUCAGCAGAAAAUAAGCUAUUAGAAAGCUGGACAACAUUGUAUUCUGGGAAUUCAUUAUCACAAGGUAAGAAUCCUGAUUUUUGUACAGAACAGAAUGUGAGGCUUCUCGGUGAAUCAGGGCAUGCAUCUUCGAUUCAGCAGAGGAGUAGAGUGUCGGUUCCACCUGACCUGAAUGUACAAGUCCAGACAUCGGGCUCUCCUAGUGCUAGUUUAUAGAUUGGAUCCUCGCGGCAGUCAGAUUUAGCAGUACAACUCUAAUUUUUUCUAAGCACUGUUGUUCUCGAACGAGAUAGAACACAGGUUUCUAUGAUUGACAGUUACCUGAAAUUCAGGGCUUCAUUGUAUUAGGAACUUAAGGAGAAAAGUUUGUACAAAUUAUGUUUUCAAAUUCUUAGAGUAAAGAUGGGGAUUUUCUUAUGUAAGAUUUGAAAUUUUGAACCCUUGAUCCAAAAUAGAACAAGUGAUCAUUGACUUGUU
Molecule: messenger RNA, 2317 nt
Organism: Solanum tuberosum (potato)
Lineage: Eukaryota; Viridiplantae; Streptophyta; Magnoliopsida; Solanales; Solanaceae
Exons: 9
Coding region: 59-2056 (665 amino acids)
Molecular function (GO): protein binding
Source: RefSeq, a predicted model, not a curated record